AUUACCUAAGUGAUAGUGAGGUUGCCAUGAACUAUAUAAAACUGGGAAAUCAAAGCGGAGAAACUCCACCUCGCAGUCCUGAGCCACAAGCACAACCCCUGAAGAGAAACCCACCCCACAAGUGAGUGAUCUCAAAGGCUUGAACUCCAACCAAGCUGCAUGAGCUCAGAGCUGCUGCAGGACUGAGGAGCCGGCGCUGGCCCGGCCGGAUCCCGCUGCUCCCGGGGCAGGGAACGCUGCUUUUGGCAAUUCUCACAGCCAUGAGGUGGAGGCAGCUCCUCUGCAUCGCCUGCCUGCUGGAGCUGGCUGGCUGCGCUGCUGGGAGCACCACGGGCACCCCCACGGCGGCAGGCACGGCCGUGGCAGCGAGGGACAGCAGCACAGGGACAGCCAGCACUGCCACCGCUGCCACCACAGCCACGGGGGACACCAGCAGUGCCAAGCCAACCUCUGAUGAAGGCACAGCCGGCUCCGCGGCCACCAGCCCGACAUCGUCAGGGCUCCUUGGGCAGCUGAGGACGAGCCCCCAGCCCAGCCCGGCCCCCACGUCGCUGCCGGGCUCCUCCCCGGGGCCGCACGGGAGCCCGGGGGUCCCCAGGAGCCAGAGCCCCCCGACAGAGCCCGAGGUCGGGGCAGACACCUCGGGCCCCGCCAGCUCCGCGGCCACCCCGGAGCAUCCUGCUGUGCCUGCGGCCACCACAGCCCCGCACACCGCCGGCGCCAGCCCCCAGCCUCCCCUCCGUGCCAUCGGCUGCCACGGCGCCGGAGAGGAGGGACACACCGGGGCCAUCUGCCUGCGGCUCAACGAGUCCGGCACCUGCGAGCACUUUUUGGAGAGGAAGGGAUCGGAUUUAUGGCAAGCACUAUGUGAAAAUAGAACCCACAGCGUGGAGUCCCCCUGCGAGAUCCAACUCACUCCAUCCAGCCUGGACAGGGACUGUUUGCUCCUCAUCCUCAAAGGAGAGGAAGAUCCUGACAAACUUCUGAGCACGCUCCAGAAGUCUCACUGGGAAAAGUUUGGAAUAGAAUCCCUUAAAAAGGAGAGUGCGAGGAGCCACCGGGACUCUUCUCAGAAGACCCUGAUCGCCCUGGUCACAUCUGGGCUGCUGCUGGCGUUCCUGGGGCUGGCUGGAUAUUUCCUGAUGAAGCGGCGCAGCUGGAGCCCCGCGGGAGAGAGGCUGGCUGAAGACCCCUAUUACACGGAGAACGGCAGCCAGGGCAACACCAUGCUGAUGUCACCCUCCCAGGAGCCGGCGGAGCUGCGGGAGAAGCCAAACCUGCCCAACCUCAACGGGGGCACCCAGGAGAACGGGACGGGCCAGGCGUCCUCCAAGAACGGCCACUCGGGCCGGCAGCACAGCCCCGCCGACACCGAGAUGUGACCGCGGCCGCGGGAGCCGCCAGGGCACGGCCGAGACCUCUGCGCACAGACAGGGAAUUGCCGAGCUUCUCUAUCGUUAUUACCGGCUCUGGGAAGAACUCCAAAAUCAGCCUAAAGCACGUGGAGGGCCAGAGCUGCCAAAGAGCAGCUUCCCUGCCUCCUCCUCCUCCUCCUCCUCCUCCUGCUGACCACACAGGACACUUUUUCGCAGCUGUUCUCUGCCUUUGUUGUCAGAAGAACAUCAGGACAAAUGCCCGUGCCCUCCCAGCUUUUCGGCAGAGGCAGAGUUUGCCUCCGAGCAGCCCAGAUUUCUGGUAGCGAUAUGUGUUAGGCUGACUAAAGUAGUUAAAUUGGGAUUGCAGUGACAAAAACCUCUCAGGUUUCAGAUAGUUUUGGUUAACAGAGUUGUUUAUAAUCUCAUCUUUAUGUUUAAGUGCAGGAUUUCUUCCUUUUCUGAGACCAUCAGGCAUUUAACCCCUUCCUGUCUUUAGGGCCCCUCUACUAUUUCCUACUCCAGCAGAAUUUGCUGAAGCUGUGUGUAAAACUUCCCACGUGGAAUUGAAGGCUGAAAUGUCAACUUCUUUCUCUUUGAAUCCUACCAGGACUGUGUCCUGAAGGUUUUUUAGAGGAAAAAAAACCUUCCCCAGCCUCCUCCUGCCAGGGGCUGGGGGCUGUGACAGGCAGAGCCAGCAAUUUAUCCCUUGAGUGAGAUGGAGAACACUGGGUAGGGCUGUGGGGCUCUGUGGGUCUCUGGGGCUGGGGCACUCUCCCUCUGGCACCUGGGGCAGGAAUUUGGGCACGAGAGGUGCCAAAGGGCUCCCAGAGGGAUGAGUGGGAGGCAAAACCCCAGCUCUGCAGAGGGCGUUCCUCCCGCUGUGGGCCAUGGGCAAAGAGCAGGGUUCACUGUGGGAAGUUCCAAAUCCAGGAGCAGGAACAGGAGCAGCUCUGAGCCCUCUCCGUGCUGCUCCUGCUCCCCAGGGAAGCGCUGCUGGAGCCACAUCCAGCUCCUGGCAGCUCGCUGGGAGCCAGGGACCCGGGCCAGGUUCGUUCCCCAUCCCAAGCACAUUUUUAGGGAGCCAAGCCCUGACUGUGCCAGCCCCGUGCUGCUGGUGCCAGACCAGGAGGGCUGGUGGCUCACCACGAGCGCCAGCAGCGACCUCCACACCCCAAAUAAGCCCAAAAAUGGCCCUUGAAGCUGAUCUACCCUCUCACGAGUGAAUUCAUCCCAACCUUCUCAGUGCUGAACACUGAGGGGAAGGGGGUUUGUUCUGGUACAGUGCUCAAAGCAAUGACAGCAGCAUCCAUCACCACCUGGGGCUGCUUUUUGUGGGUGCAAGAGUCGCUUAAACACAAUUAAAAUAUUCCAGGCUGUUUGCUUUGGUGUGAAUUGCUUCUCCCAAAUCUCACUGUAAAUAAUCCCGGUUGAAAAAGAAAAAUAAUUAAGUAAAAACCGGUUUCUCUGUUGUGUCCUUGGAACAGCAGCAUGUUCAUCCCCGUGGGAUGCGUGGCUCUGGCUGCUGCUAGCAGGAUGGGAGGGCAACGCCUCACAGAGAGGUUCUUUCCCAGCAGAAACCCCAUGACUAAAGGCUCU
Vidua macroura (Pin-tailed whydah) is the source of this 2972-nucleotide messenger RNA. It is a transcript of the gene CD34, whose product is annotated as CD34 molecule. The record is from RefSeq and is a predicted model, not a curated record. Lineage: Eukaryota; Metazoa; Chordata; Aves; Passeriformes; Viduidae. Gene Ontology annotation, cellular component: membrane. Gene Ontology annotation, biological process: cell-matrix adhesion. The transcript has 8 exons. Bases 261 to 1382 code for a protein of 373 amino acids.